Molecule: messenger RNA, 2794 nt
Organism: Sceloporus undulatus (fence lizard)
Lineage: Eukaryota; Metazoa; Chordata; Lepidosauria; Squamata; Phrynosomatidae
Gene: XKR7
Product: XK related 7
Exons: 3
Coding region: 36-1949 (637 amino acids)
Biological process (GO): engulfment of apoptotic cell; apoptotic process involved in development; phosphatidylserine exposure on apoptotic cell surface
Cellular component (GO): plasma membrane
Source: RefSeq, a predicted model, not a curated record
UCCUCCUCCUCCUCCUCCUGCUCCUUCCCUCCAUCAUGGCGGCCAAGUCGGACGGAGGCUUGGCGUCGGGGGGCUCUCCUUCCUCGUGCUGCUCUUCUCCGCCGCCUUCUUCCUCUUCGGGGGCCACUCUUCGGAGGGAGGCCCCGGGACCCCUCGGGGGCAGCCUCUCCCGCCCCUCCCGCCCCGGACCCGCUGCUCCUUCCUCCUCCGCUGUCAAGAGCCCCAACCCGGGCCUCCCCGCCCCUCCCGGGCCGGUGCUGGUGCUGGUGCCCCCGGGGGGCUCUGGGUGCGGAUCCGGAGGCGGAGGGCAAGGCCUGGAGGCCGUCCCCGGGGCCCCCCGCCGCCGCCCUGGGGCCCGCUACAGCGCGGGGGACUGCUGCUGGGUGCUGGGCGCCCUGCUGGUCUUCUUCUCGGACGGGGCCAGCGACCUCUGGCUGGCGGCCCACUACUACCUCGGCGGGCAGCUCUGGUGGUUCGCCCUCACGCUGCUCUUCGUGCUGCUGCCCUCCCUCGUCGUCCAGGCCCUCAGCUUCCGAUGGGUCGUCUACGACUUCGCCGGCAGCGCCGCCCCGAGCCCCGCGCCCACGGCCCCAGCCUUCAGCACCAAGGACAGCGGCUCCGCCAGCGCCAGCGCCUCCCCCGCCCGGCCGCCAGGGGGAGCCCCAGGGCACUCAGCAGUCGCAGCCCAAGGAGCAGCAGCAGGAGGAGGAGGAGGAGGGUGCUGCCGGCUCUGCGUCUGGCUCCUCCAGUCCCUCAUCCACCUCCUCCAACUCGGACAGGUCUGGAGGUACCUCCGGACCCUGUAUCUGGGUCUUCAGAGCCGUUGGCAGUCUGAACAUCGCCGGCGCCACUUCUACUGGAGGAUGAUGUUUGAAAGUGCUGACAUCAGCAUGCUGCGUCUCCUGGAGACCUUCCUUAAGAGCGCCCCACAGCUGGUGCUCCAGCUUAGCAUCAUGGUGCACCAGAACUACAUUGAGCCAUUGCAGGGUCUCUCGGCUUCAGCCUCCUUGGUCUCCCUGGCAUGGACCCUCGCCUCGUACCAGAAGGUGCUACGGGAUUCACGGGAAGACAAGCUGCCCAUGUCCUACAAAGGGGCGGUGGUGCAGAUCCUCUGGCACCUCUUCACCAUCGCCGCCCGGGCCAUCGCCUUCGCCCUCUUUGCCUCUGUGUUCCAGCUCUACUUCGGCAUCUUCAUCGUCACUCACUGGUGCAUCAUGACCUUCUGGAUCAUCCAAGGCGAGACGGAUUUCUGCAUGUCCAAGUGGGAGGAGAUCAUCUACAACAUGGUGGUGGGCAUCAUCUACAUCUUCUGCUGGUUCAACGUCAAGGAGGGCCGGAGCCGGUGCCGCAUGUCCAUCUACUAUACCAUCACCCUGUUGGAGAACGCCGCCCUAACUGGGCUCUGGUACUGGUACCGGAGCGAGAAGAACAUCUCCGAAUCCAACGCCUUAAUCAUCGUCUGUGUUGUCACAUCCAGCUUCGCUUUAGGUGUCUUCUUCAUGUUCAUCUACUACUGCCUCUUGCACCCCAAUGGGACCAUUUUUGGGACACAGAGCACAGGCUGCAUUUGCAGCGAGGAGACCACUGCAGUCCCCAGUGGUGCGGGGGUACCUGGGGAUAUCAUCACCAGCCCCCCGCGCUCCUUGCCAAGGACUACAGGGGCCGAGAGGGAGGGGGUAGCUGGAGACAGAGACAGCUGCGUGCCGGUCUUUCAGGUCCGGCCUAGUGUCCCCCCGACCCCUGUGCCCCGUGCCCCACGGACAGAAGGCCCCGUCAUCCGUAUUGACUUGCCACGGAAGAAAUACCCUGCCUGGGACGCCCAUUUUAUCGACCGGCGCCUCCGGAAGACCAUCCUGGUGCUGGAAUACAGCUCACCCACCACGCCGCGCUUGCAGUACCGCAGUGUGGGAGCUUCGCAGGAGCUGUUGGAGUAUGAGACCACCGUGUAAAAAAAAAUGAACAAUGAAUGAGCUGCAAGCGACCCUGUGCUUCGGGGUCCCCUUCCUGAGUGUAAGGGCCAGGCCUGGCUUUUCUAAGAAGCCAUGGCAAAUGGGUCUCGGGUUCUGUUCCCUUGCCACGGUCCAUGGGGAGCAAGCGGGGGGAACGUGGAGACCCCCAAAGCAGCAGGCCGCUUCCCGUUUCUCGUUGGCAAUUUUGGUUGAUUGUUCCUCCUCUGUGAAGACCUCCAUCUCUUCCUUUCUUCCUUCUUUUCCUCUUCCCCCCAUCCUGGCUCAGACUCCCUUCCCAAAUGGGCCAAUUUUGGUGCUACUUUCCCUCUUUUCUAAGGUUGCCCAAUGGGCUACGGGCCACCAUUAAGGAAACAAUGCCGCCGUCUCUCCCUCAGGUAGUCCAGGUGGUUUCUCAUCUGCCCUGGAGGCCCCGACAGGAGGGGUGCCCUCUCCAAGUAUCCUGUCCCCCCCUGAAAAAGUGGUGGUUGGCAAUGGCUUCUCCCCAAAUACCUCACCUGUUGUUACCUGAGCCAGGCAGUGUAGGCCUCGUUUUUGGAGGUGAUGGAUUUCCGUUACCUGAGGGUCAUCGGGGGGGAGGGCUGGCACAGAGGGGGGGGAUUGAUGGUGGCUUGUUUAAGGGCAGGUGGCAGAGGGUUAAUUCAAGGUUCAUUUAAGAGCAAGCGAUGGAGAGUUAAUUGCCGGAUCCUAGGUGAAGAAUGACGAAAUGAAAAAUAUGUCCACCCAGGGAAUCAUAGCGGGGCAAGAUCUGUGGCACUGGGCACUAAUAGUCAAUGGCUGCGUGGCACAGGCUAGCAUUGGGCAGAAAGGGGGUAUGAGGGUUGAAA